GCCGUAACUGAAAUCAUCCACAUUAAUCAAGAAUUUUAAAACUUUUCCCAGACCAUAUGGCAGUAGUGAUUGCUAAUGCUACAUGUAUGUAAUGAUCACUGUGUUAUUUAAAAUCAAUUUUGAAAUGAGUUUUAACAUGCCUUUCACAGCUCAGAACACUGUAACUUUCAACAUGCAGGAUCAUGCAGGAUCACUUUGACUGGGUUUUGGUCAAAGAGUUGGGGCCUACAUAUAUCAACGAAGUAGAUCGCUAACUUCUCAGUCUCUGCUUAGAGUCUUAGAGACAAUUUUAAUGCGCAGACGUUUUGAAUCCAUGUGCAUGCUUACAGAACAAUCAAAUCAUGUAGAAUGAGUAUCAGAUGAUGCAACUCCAUCGACUACUGAUAAAAAUCUGACUAAACAAAAUCAUGGCAAAAUUAUCUGCAGUGCAUACCCGCACGUGUUUGCGCAGGUGUUAGCAUUGUUUUGCGUGGAGCAAAAUGAAAUGCUCAUUUACUGAUAGUGAGUUUAGGUUUUUGCCUAUUGUCUUUAUUGAGGCAUCCUUUUAGAAUAAGAAUACAGACACAGAUAGCAAAUAGCCGUAUCAAAGCUGUUCAAAAUUUUGAGUGUUUCAUCGGUUUGUACACAAACAUACACUGUAGAUAAGCCCAGCAGGCAUCAUUUUGUACAUGAGUCAGCACUCUGGUUUCAUUGCCCUGUGGUUUGGUAGUAGGACCCUUUUUGCUGUAGUCUGCACUGGGGAUUAUGAAGGGGUUGGUUUUUAAGUGUAUUUUUUCCCUCUUAGUCAUGCUUCUUGUCCAUCCUGCUGUGCGGGGUCACUGUUAUAUAAUACCUAGUGGAAAAUAUGGUGGCCUGGCCUUUAUGUCCAUAGUUGGUGCUGACCAUUCAGUUGUGUCCUGGCUGUGUGUUUACAUAAUCAUUGUCUGGCUAAAUCUUGCCCCAAGGGAAAGGGCCUUGAAGGGCAUUCUCUUCACAGUGGUCUGUCUGGACAUGGAUAAUGGCUCCAUGGGGUUUUGCACAGCUGAGAUAUUUUUCCCCCGUCCCUCCCUGAUCAAUAAAAGAGACGAGAAGGACGAAGAUUGUAAGAUGGCUGGGAGGAUGCUGUUUGCCUUUGCCACAGUAUGCAUACAGUUAACCAGCCGGUACACUGCUGCAGAGGCUCCCACGCCCAAGGUUUCAAUAACAAAUGACGGACCAACCAUCGUGGGUGCCACUACGACAUUCACAGCAAAGCUCAGCUUUGUCAAGGAAACUCACGAAAACCUACCGAAACCGUUUGUUGGGCGGCAAAAACCUAGCCCCACAUUCUUGUACGAGUAUGUUUGGAGCCAGUGGAUUUGUGGUCUCCCAUCAGUAAGCAAAAUUCUUCAAAACAGUACCUGCAAUUUUACUCAGACAUAUGACUGUUCAGAAGAUGUCGGACUCCACACAGUUACUGUCACUGUAAGAAAAAACGAUUUCAUCCUCAAACCUUUUGUUGUUAGCAACAGCACUUCUUUCCAGAUAACAGAGCACAUAAAUGCUGACCUUGUCAUCAAGGAUGGGGUAUCCUGUAACACAACCUUUGGCUUAGAAACUUGCGACAUUGUCGCAACCAAUAAAUCGGUGGACAUGGUGGUCAACAUACAUGACCCCAGCAACUUCUUCAAAGAUGCCACAUUGCUGUAUCACUGGACAUUUGGAGACGGCUCUGCAGAUACCACUAUUAAUCAGCCGGCAGUGUCCCACAUGUACAGGAAGCCAGGGCGUUAUGGGAUAAUGGUGAACAUGACGGCCAUCUUUCCCGACAGUAACAUCGAGACGAGGCCGCCGAAGACUGGGGAUGUCAAGCACAACCUGAAAACAAUGGAUGCUGUCAGAAAUUUGACGAUACAUGGCAAAGACAAUCUUGAAACUGGAGUCAAAGCUACAUACAACAUAUCUUGCCUGGCGAGUCUCCCCCUUGAAUUCUGUUGGUUUGUCAUCCCUACUACGACCAAUGCGAUGUCAAAGUACCAAUCCAAUGACAUGAACUGCAACAAGAUAAUGCUGACCAACCAGACGUGGUUUGAGGUUGACCAUUGGUUCAACACCAGCGGAGGAUACAGCAUUGGGGUGUAUGCGAGAAAUGCCAUCAGCAAUUCAGGUGCCGACAAGAAUGUUUAUGCACAGAGCCCCAAAAAAUCCCAGGAAGUGGUUGGCCUGGUUAUUGGAAUCUUCUUUGGCAUUGCUGCCUGCUUCCUGUGCGUGGCGGUAUUCACCAACUACGUGCGGAAUCAGAACCGACCUCACGUGGAGGUCGCCAACUUUGACUUUCAGAGGCAGUGGCAGCGCAGCGUGACACUGGGCACAAAAAUCCGGCGAUUGUUGUUGGGGGGCAGCAGAGCAGAACAUUUGCCUCUGUCGCAAGAUUUCAACAGGAACCACUCAGUUUGAGGAAAAAAUUACUUGGUCAAAGUUAAAUUUGACACCAGAAUUUCCUCCUCAAAGAGCACUUCAUUGAGAGUGUUGUUUUGUUUUUGGUAUAUUUCAUGCCAUAAAAAACUGAAAACGCUCCACAGCAGUUUUUCCUUUAUUGUCAAAAGUUCCAGGGAGCAACAAGAAAAAGAAAGGUUUCCUUGGUAAAACAAGAUUAAGAGUUUUUUGAAAUGUGCAUCAGUUGUGGACAGAGCAAUCCGUGCACCAUGAAGUGGGAUUUUUCAUUAGUUUAUUUUGUGUAAGCUGUGAGCUGUUUUAUGAUAAUAUGCAUAUUGUCCAAAGAUCAUUUGGAUUGACUGAAAUGUUGGUUGCUUAAACCAAUCACAGCAUAUCAGGAUCAAGAAUUAAGCAAAUGUGAAAUUGCUUACUGUUACAAAGUCAGAUAUUAGUUUUGCAUGGACGUUGAAUACCUCACCACAGGAAUUUCAAAAGACAGACCUCGCAAAAGGACAGCGGAGAAGGUUAACUUAAUCAAAAUUAAAUUAACCUUUGGAAAACCAGAAAAUGCAACAAAAAUUAAUAUACUUACAAUAGACAAAGCAUAAUGCAUUGAAAUAAUAAAAGGGCUACCGGUAUCCAACUGAUAUGUGUGAAGGGGCAUUGCGAUCCUUGCGAUGCAAGCCUUGCACGACCACCACAGCUGGUCUUGGGUCCCACGCAGGAGAUGGUAGUCAAGCCAGGCUGACCGUCAUGGUCUUGAUGGACAGUGGUGAGUGGCAGAUCUCAGUCUUGAGGCGGGCCUCACAGAAAGUCAAGCGACUUGAGGCGACUUGAUCUUGGUUUGUCUUGACCGGAAUAUGGCCCCUUGGGCGUGGGCCACAAGAGCCGCCGAUGAUCGGCGGAAUGCUGGAUAGCGGCAGCAGAUGAUAUGCCCCUCGUGUGGAGUAAAGCUCUGCUGCAACGACACACCCACGUUUAUAAGGGAGACUUUGUCACAGUGCUAGACCGAAAAGAAUGCUAUGCAUGCAAGGACAGGAAAAUAUGCUAUUCAUCUAAGGUGGAUGUAACACUUAUCUGAAACUUGAAGCUAAGUGCAAGUCAUGGCAGGGAUUUAAAUUUUUCCACAUGUUGUGUAUUUGCCUUUGCUCUUGUGUAAGUUUCUACCAGUCUGACACGUACCUAUGCCUGGGGGGCAUGUGGCUUGGUGGUUAGGGUUUGUAGCUUCUGAUCAUAGGGUUUGGGGUUCGAAUCCAGCUGGUUGCAGCAUGUUGUGAU
Messenger RNA from Acanthaster planci (crown-of-thorns starfish), 3672 nucleotides. Its product is annotated as transmembrane protein 130-like. Gene Ontology annotation, cellular component: plasma membrane. The record is from RefSeq and is a predicted model, not a curated record. Lineage: Eukaryota; Metazoa; Echinodermata; Asteroidea; Valvatida; Acanthasteridae.